AUCUUGACCCACCAAACCCAACCAGCGAAAGCUAUUUUUUUAUCCACUUAAAGCGCCAGGAGGAUGUAUCACUAUGGGCUGCACCGGGCAACUUAGUGCCCGUGUAUGACUGUUAAUCUGCCAAAGUGCUCGACAGAGUUCAUCUCCCUGCGCCCAUUUUCUAAAUGAUGUAAAGUUAUACAUAUUUGUAUUCAUCCCACGAGAAAAUACCUGACUCCUACUCUUUCUCUCUACACUUUACUUCAAAUACACAGCUGAGCUGUCAUCACGUCGCUGCAAGGCAAAAUGCUGCUCUAUGCGAGGAGGCUCAUUGCGGAAUACAAAUGGAUGUGACUGCAGAGUGAGCCAGUGACCACGCUGACAUAGAAUCGCCUUCACUUCAGGACCAUGAUCAUGGCUCUGUCCUGGCUCCUGCAUCACUUGCCCUGUCCUAACCCGACCAGUAUCACCAGUGUCCACUAUCAGCACACUUCCAGCAGUGCUCUCUGAACGGGACUGCGUGGAGUCAUGCUGUCUGGGACUUGGAGGCGUUCUGUGGGGUCCCAGCAGUCUGCUGCAGCGCCUGCGAUGACCGCCAGGGGGCUGACGGUGUGCGGGGUUCCCAGCGGCACUGUGGUCCUGGAGGCCCAGUAUGACUACAACUACCGCGGGGCUGAUGGACGGCAGGUCUGCAUCAGGGAGGGUGAACGGUUCGUGCUCCUAAAAAAGACCAACAGUGACUGGUGGCAGGUGCGGAGGAUCGGGGCAGCCAGUAAAACAAAGCCACUGUAUGUCCCCGCCACUUAUGUGACAGAGGUGCCCAUUGCCCCAAUGCCCUUGCCGCAGCGCCUCGUCAAUUCCACCUCUCUGAACUCCAACCUCAGGAUCAUGCCCAGAGUGUCCCUCAGUCCCGGUCCAACAGGGACCAUCUAUAGUGAGCAGCAUCAAGUGAACAAACCCUUAUACCGCUCCAUGGAAAACCUCAACUCCAACAGUGCCUUCCAGGGGCCGGACCGCAAUACAAACACGGGUGGAGGUCGCUUCCCCACCCUGCCCCUCUCUGGAUUCAGCUUUACCCCAAACUCUUCAAGCUCUCCAUCAGGACACCUCAUGGUCCCCGGCUCCCCCGCAGUUCCAGCACCAGACGCAGUCCCAAGAAACCCCAGGGUGGUGCCCAUGAUAACUCGAAGCCAGAGCUCCAGCAACCUGCCAGAGAACCUGAUGGAGAACACGUACGACGAGGUGGGCGGAGGACUCGGCAGUCGCGUCAACCACAGGGUGCCCAAGAAGUCCUGCAGCCAGUGGGAUAUGGUGGGAGGGUCCAGCAGGAACCACCAUCUUCAGGUUCCCACAGAGUCGUAUCUGUCCCAGCUGUCCUGGCAGGACUCCCCUCUUUACACCGAAAUGCAGCCGGAGAAACGUCUUUCCCAGCUCGACCCUCCCAGCCCAGUCCCAGAUCAGCAGCCUCUCCAGGUCCUGGACCUGUGGGAGCAGUACUCAGACCCAUCCACAGGGAGAAGCUACUACAUCAACACAGUCACCAAGGAGAGGUCCUGGAAACCCCCUCGUCGGGCACGUGGACAAACCACCAACAAGGGCAGUGCAGUUCAAUCGCAGACGUUACACAGGGAAACUAACCAUCUGUCGCUACCACUUGCUGACGCUGGCAAUGGAACUAUGCACAGGCUGUCCCCAGAUUUCCUCUUUGGGAGCCAUCAGAGGAGUAAUGGUGCUGACUGGCAGAUGAAUCAGAGCAUGCAGCGUGCCGUCUCCUCUGACACCUUGACCACGAUGGCGUUCAGCAACACCAGCGCCCAGUCACAUAACUCUGUCCCCCUGCAUGAUCCCAGGCAGCAGCUUAGCCACUCGCAGUCUAUGAUCCUGCCUGAGAACGGCAAGCUGGUCCAGCAGUGCAGAGAUUUCUCCUGUAAUGUGACCAACAUCGUUGUGGAGCCGCCGUCUCCUGAGAGCUCACCAGACAGUGAAAGUGGCACCCCGGAGUUGGAGAAAGCUGGCCUCUUGAACAAGACGAAGAUUGCAGAGGGAGGCAGAAAACUGAGGAAAAACUGGAGCCCUUCCUGGGUGGUGUUGGUUGGGAACAGUCUGGUUUUCUUCAAAGAUCCUAAAUCACAGACACCUGCCAGCUGGAGACCGGGAAACAGCCGUCCAGAGAGCAGUGUUGAUCUUCGCGGAGCAAAGCUGCACUGGGCAAACGAGCUAUCCAGCAAGAAAAACGUCUUCAAGCUGAGGACGGUGACGGGUAAUGAGUUCCUGCUGCAGUCAGAGACGGACUCUCUGAUCAAAGAGUGGUUCAUCACCAUCCAGAGCGUCAUAGACAGACUGGAUCGUGAAAACCCAUUAGACAACGUGCUCCUGUACUCUCUGAGGCGAGCGGGCAGCGUGGAGAUGCUGGAACACAGCGGAGAUGAGGAGGACAGGAGAACGUCACUCCCUCGCUCUUCGUCCAACCUUGAGAACACGGAGAGGAAGAGAGUGAAGAGCAGGCUGAAGAAGCUGAUCCUGAAGAGACCCCCUCUGCAGGCGCUGCAGGAGAAAGGCCUCAUUAAAGAUCAGGUGUUUGGAUGUCGUCUGGAGAUGCUCUGCGAGAGAGAGAAGAGCACCGUCCCUCGCUUCGUCAGGCUUUGUACCGCCGCUGUGGAGAAGAGAGGACUGGAAACUGACGGCAUCUACAGAGUGUCAGGGAACCUGGCAGUGAUUCAGAAACUACGCUUCAUGGUGAACCAUGAGCGAGCGGUGACUACAGACGGCCGUUACAUGUUCCCAGCGGAGUUGGUUCAAGAGGAGAAGCUGAAUUUGGAGGAGAGUGAUUGGGAGGACAUCCAUGUCAUCACAGGAGCUUUGAAACUUUUCUUCCGAGAGCUUCCCGAGCCACUGGUGCCCUUCGGCUUCUUCACUGACAUUGUGGAGACAAUCAAGAUGUCGGACUACUUGGAGAAAGUUCACCGUCUGAAGUGUCUGGUGCUCAACAUGCCUCCUCCUAACCACGACACGCUGAAGUUCAUGUGCCGCCAUCUCAGACGGGUUUUGGAGCAUUCAGACACAAACCGAAUGACCACCCAGAACAUCGGCAUCGUGUUUGGGCCGACCCUGAUGCGCCCUGAGCGGGACAAUGGCAACAUGGCGGUAAAUAUGGUCUACCAGAACCAGGCGGUGGAGCUCAUCCUCAGCGAGUUUGACCACAUCUUUGGAAAAAGAGGCCCCUCUUGAUCUUCCCGGACCGAGGGGUCUUCAAAAAGCUCCUCAGAUCAGACAAAAGCAGAAAUAGUGCAGCCGCUUAUCCUCUCUGCCUGUUGACUCAUGUGGUGUAAAAAGGAUUUCACAUCAAAAAGAUAAUUACGGGGUUAAAAGGAACCAGGACAGAAAGCUGCUAAUCAUGACAUCUGGCCUCCAUAUAAAGCCACGUUAAAACAAUAAUAGUAAAACAAACCAACUUUAGCUGUGAUACUUGUGACUGCGACUUCAGACGUGGAGCCCCGGUGUUCUUCACUGCUGGAACAGACGCCUCCUUGUCACUUUCCCUUGAUGUUCAAGACUUGAUCAGGAUACUAAGAAAGCCAUAAAAGUGAAAACUCUCCUCCAGCUGGUCCAGCUCACAGAGUAUUGAUCACUCAUUAAUCAAGGAAUGUGAGGAAGGACGUGUCUCAACAUAGCACGCGAACGAAACUAAGCAGAACCAUGUCACUGUGAAAACACAAGCACCAGCACCUCAUGCAGAAAGGACUAAGGACAGAGCUCACCUGCAGCAUGGACCUAUUGCAACAGCUGGGUGGGUAAAUGUGCCCACAUGUCUGCUGAAGUCAUACAGUGAAGUCAUACAGAGUUUUUAAGGUUCAUUUCAGAUGUUAAGUGGGAAAGGAUGAUUUCAGUGAUGGGAUGAAUGUGCCAUAAGGGCAGAAACUUUUUUUCUGUGUACCAAACUGUUCUUGUUUAUUGUGUGUGAACCUCCAGAGCUUCCCCCAAUUGCACAAAUUGGAUUUAUCUUCUAUUUUUGUUAGUGGAAACUCCUCAGAUUAAGUUAAGAAAACUAGUGUAAAUAUGUGAAACACUGUCAUUGUAGCACUUUGCAUAUGUUGUGUAACCUUAACAUUACAUAUAUUAGCCAAAUUCAGACAGAGACGUUUGCUUUAAAAUGAACAGUGUGUUGUUAAAUACUGCCUGGACCUGAUUGUAAACUGUCAUGAAAUUAAAAAAAAGAAAAGUGAACUAUCUGA
Molecule: messenger RNA, 4211 nt
Organism: Notolabrus celidotus (New Zealand spotty)
Lineage: Eukaryota; Metazoa; Chordata; Actinopteri; Labriformes; Labridae
Gene: arhgap9
Product: Rho GTPase activating protein 9
Exons: 23
Coding region: 508-3207 (899 amino acids)
Biological process (GO): signal transduction; regulation of GTPase activity
Cellular component (GO): cytoplasm
Molecular function (GO): phospholipid binding; protein binding
Source: RefSeq, a predicted model, not a curated record